Molecule: messenger RNA, 1202 nt
Organism: Myotis brandtii (Brandt's bat)
Lineage: Eukaryota; Metazoa; Chordata; Mammalia; Chiroptera; Vespertilionidae
Product: U4/U6.U5 small nuclear ribonucleoprotein 27 kDa protein-like
Exons: 6
Coding region: 74-757 (227 amino acids)
Biological process (GO): RNA splicing
Cellular component (GO): precatalytic spliceosome
Source: RefSeq, a predicted model, not a curated record
GCGCACUUCCGGCCCUGACGGAAGUUGUUGCUCAGUCGUUUCCGAGGCGUUGUGAGGUAGAGGAGCUUUCCAAAUGGAUCGCAGCCGAAGCCACAGCCGCAGCCGCAGCCGCAGUCGCAGCGGCAGCCGCUCCCGCUCCCGCUCCCCUCAGGGGGGUGAGUCUGGAAGCAAUUUGGAGGGUCUGGGGCUCGAACAUAAGCGGUCCCCGUCCACUUCACCGGAGAAAGAACCCAGUCGCCAGGAAAGGUCUCAGUCCAGGGAGAAAGAGCUGAGAAGGAGCCGCUCUGGGUCCCCCCACGGAAGACGCUCCAGAUCCCCAAGACGACAUAGAUCCACAUCUCCUUCUCCUUCUCGACUGAAAGAAAGAAGAGAUGAGGAAAAGAAAGAAAGAAAGAGCAAAGAAGGUCAGAUAACUGAGGAAGAUUUAGAGGGCAAAACAGAAGAAGAAAUAGAAAUGAUGAAGGUAAUGGGAUUUUCCGCCUUUGACUCAACAAAAGGAAAAAGGUUGGUUGGCUGUGUAAAUGCCUAUGCCGUAAAUAUAUCUCAGAAAUACAGAGAGAGAGAAGAGGAGAAGAGAAGAGAGAGAGAGAGAGAAGCACGAGAGAGAAAUGAUAGGCGGUAUCGUUCACGCACCCCGACCAGGGACCGAUACCGCGGCUCAAGCAUGCGCUACGACCGGGACUCAUACCGGAGACACCACAGUUCACGGGACUACUCUCAUUCAGCUGAGCCACACCGGCCGAGGCUAAAAUUAUAGAUUUAAAAUAGAUCUCUCCUGAAUUACUCACCUAGAUUGAUUAUGUAAGGAUUUUAACUGUAAAUACAUUCUUCUGUUAAGUGGAAACAUUUUAUUAAUACCACAGGACAAACCAAUUCAUACUUAAAAUCUUACUGAAUUCCUAAUGAAUUAGAAAGUCAGGAAGACAUCUUCAAACAUUGCCUUUCUCUCUACCUUUAUUACUGAUAAAAGACUAACAUUCCAAUUAAUUUAGAAUAUGAAUAAUGUGAUUUGAUAAUGCUGGUGAGUUAAGGAACCAGAAUCAUCAUUGACAUUCCUUUGUAAAGUUACCUUCAAAUAAAGUGUUAUGGAGAAAACCAGUAUGCAAUCCGAUUUACUUGGCAAGUACCUGUUUUGAGCUCUUCUCUAUUUCCUUAAAUUAAGUGUUUAGUGCUACCUAAAAUAAAUAUAUAUUUUGAAUUGA